AUGACGGCGAAGGAGAUUGAAGCUAAUGCAUCUAUUUUGAUCCUUGGGGGUAGUGAGACUACAGCCGGCCUUCUCGCAGCCCUUACUUACUACAUGCUUUCAACACCCGCGGCGUAUAAGAAACUCUCAGAUGAGAUUCGAGGGUCAUUUCGAUCCUAUGAGGAUAUUGACUUUCAGGGUCUGCGUCACUUCCCAUAUCUCAAUGCUGCUCUGGAGGAGAGUCUUCGUAUCUAUCCACCGGCUCCUGGAACCCUUCCACGCAUCGUUCCCAAGGGUGGUGCUUUCAUUGAUGGUGAAUUCAUUCCAGAGGGAGUAUCAGUAUCUGGAGCCCAUUACUCAGCCUACCACGCAGAAUGUUACUUCAGAGAUGCAGACUCGUUUAGUCCAGACCGCUGGUUGGAUAGUCGCGACACACGAUUUGAAAAAGAUUGUCGCGGGGUGUUGCAACCAUUCUCACUCGGCCUGAGAGACUGUGUCGGGAGGAAUCUUGCGCAUGCUGAGAUGAGACUGAUAGCAGCAAAAAUCAUUUGGAGUUUUGACAUAGUCCUGGAGGAGAGCUCAAACGGGUGGAAUAUUCAAAAGUCUUACACUAUUUGGGAGAGAAAACCGCUGUUUGUUAAACUAUCUCUAGCUCAGUAG
Molecule: messenger RNA, 639 nt
Organism: Talaromyces marneffei
Lineage: Eukaryota; Fungi; Ascomycota; Eurotiomycetes; Eurotiales; Trichocomaceae
Exons: 3
Coding region: 1-639 (212 amino acids)
Molecular function (GO): heme binding; monooxygenase activity; oxidoreductase activity, acting on paired donors, with incorporation or reduction of molecular oxygen
Source: RefSeq, a predicted model, not a curated record